Molecule: messenger RNA, 2259 nt
Organism: Amphimedon queenslandica
Lineage: Eukaryota; Metazoa; Porifera; Demospongiae; Haplosclerida; Niphatidae
Product: cleavage and polyadenylation specificity factor subunit 2-like
Exons: 20
Coding region: 21-2213 (730 amino acids)
Biological process (GO): mRNA 3'-end processing by stem-loop binding and cleavage
Cellular component (GO): mRNA cleavage and polyadenylation specificity factor complex
Molecular function (GO): RNA binding
Source: RefSeq, a predicted model, not a curated record
UUUGCACAAAAUUUGCAGUGAUGACCUCCAUCAUAAAAUUCACUGCUCUCUCUGGGGCUAAGGGAGAAGGCCCUCCUUGUUAUUUGCUACAGGUGGAUGAGUUCUGCUUCCUUCUCGACUGUGGCUGGGACGAGUUCUUCUCGCCUGAGAUAGCAGAAAACAUUAAAAAGCACAUACAUCAGAUUGAUGCCGUUCUUCUUAGUCAUCCUGACGUCGUACAUUUGGGAGCUUUGCCGUACGUAGUGGGUAGAUUGGGUCUCAGGUGCCCUGUAUAUGCCACUAUACCUGUCUAUAAAAUGGGACAGAUGUUCAUGUACGAUCUUUACCAGGCUCGUCACAAUUCUGAAGAAUUUGAUUUAUUUUCACUUGAUGAUGUUGAUCAAUCUUUUGAUUUAGUUGUUCAAGUUAAAUAUUCACAAACCGUACAGCUUAAAGGUAAAGGCCAUGGUCUUACCAUUACUCCAUAUCCAGCUGGUCAUAUGGUUGGGGGAACCAUUUGGAAGAUAGUUAAAGAUGGAGAGGAAGAGAUCGUCUAUGCAGUUGAUUAUAAUCACAAGAAGGAAAGACAUCUUGAUGGAGCCGUAUUUGAUAAUUUUUCGAGGCCACACCUCCUAAUCACAGACGCUUACAAUGCCCUCAGCGUGCAGGCAAGGAGGAAGGAAAGGGACAAGGCAUUGCUAGAUAAGAUUGUCAAUACAUUGAGAAAGAAUGGCAACGUAUUAAUUGCAGUUGAUACAGCUGGUAGAGUCCUGGAACUAUCUCAAUUACUGGAUCAAAUGUGGCGUCACCAGGAAUUAGGUUUUGGUGCUUACUCCAUUGUCCUCCUCAGCAACGUGAGCUAUAAUGUGGUCGAGUUUGCUAAAUCUCAAGUUGAGUGGAUGAGUGAAAAAUUAAUGAGGACAUUUGAGGAUAGCCGAACAAACCCUUUCCAAUUCCAACACAUUAACCUUUGUCAUAACUUGGAGGAAUUAGCCAAAGUCUCCAAUCCAAAGGCUGUUCUUGUCAGUCCUCCUGAUUUAGAGUGUGGAUUCUCCCGUGACCUUUUCCUCCAUUGGUCCAAUAAUCCUCACAAUUCAAUCAUAUUUACGAGCAAAACGGCUCAUAAUACUCUAGCUAGGACACUCGUUGAUAAUCUGAAAAUCAUUACUAUUGAUAUGGACGUGAAGCGGCGCGUUCCUUUAGAAGGUGCUGAACUUGAGGAGUAUUUGAUGAAAGAGAAAGAGAAAGCCAAAACAGCAAACGAUGAUGAUGCCAAGGAUUCCGAUGAAAGUGAUGAAGAAAUGGAAGUGGAAGGUACUACUAAACCAACCACACCCACAACCCCUCGCUGUUUGAGCAAGACACCAAAAUACGACCUGAUGAUGACGGACGAAGGAAAAGCUAAAAGCAGCUUCUUCAAGCAGACAAAAUCUUUUCCGAUGUAUCACUUUAAAGGAGAAAAGAUAAAGUGGGAUGAGUAUGGCGAACCAUUUAGGCAUGAAGAUUAUCAGCUGAAUGACGUUUUCUUUAAAGAAGAUAAGGAGCCUGAAGAUGGAGGAGAUGGAGUCACAAAGGAAGUAACAAAAGUUAUACCAACUAAAUGUGUCAGUUUCAAGAAAACUGUUCCUGUCAGGAGCUCGUUAUCGUUUAUUGAUUUUGAGGGUAGAUCAGAUGGAGACUCAAUUAAAAGAAUAUUAACAAUAAUGAAACCAAGACAGCUGAUUCUGAUACAUGGCAGUCUCGAAUCAACAAAGUGUUUGGUUGAUUUCUCUCACAGUGUCCUUGGCAUGGAUCCUAAGAAAGUGUUUGCUCCAGCUGUAGGAGAGACCAUUGACGCCACAACUGAGAGCCAAUUAUACAUAGUUAAACUAACUGAUGCAUUGAUGAGUGGGACAAGAUUUGCUCCUGGUAAAGAUGCAGAGCUUGCUUGGGUUGAUGGGCAGAUCCGGUUGAGCUCUGAUGGCACGGAUAGCAUUCCUGUCCUUGAUGUAUUUCAUAAUAAGCAAGUUGCUGAUCAUAAGAAUGUAUUUAUAAAUCCUCCACGUCUCUCAGACUUUAAGAAUACUCUAACAAAAGCUGGAAUACAGGCUGAGUUUUGUGGUGGUGCUCUUAUAUGCAAUGGAGUUGUGGCUAUCAAAAGAACUGAAGGUGGAAAGAUCAGUAUUGAAGGCUCAGUCUCUGAUGAUUACUACCUCAUAAGAAAGCUUUUAUAUGAACAAUUUGCAAUUGUGUAAUGCAUUUUUUGUCAAGCUCAAGCACUUUCCUAUUCUCACUAAUCCA